This is a messenger RNA of Nematolebias whitei (Rio pearlfish), 498 nucleotides long. RefSeq names its product hemoglobin subunit alpha-1-like. The record is from RefSeq and is a predicted model, not a curated record. The coding region runs from base 1 to 432 and encodes 143 amino acids. Gene Ontology annotation, molecular function: heme binding; peroxidase activity; oxygen carrier activity. Gene Ontology annotation, biological process: oxygen transport; hydrogen peroxide catabolic process. Gene Ontology annotation, cellular component: haptoglobin-hemoglobin complex; blood microparticle; hemoglobin complex. Lineage: Eukaryota; Metazoa; Chordata; Actinopteri; Cyprinodontiformes; Rivulidae. The transcript has 3 exons.
AUGAGUCUCACAGCUCAGGACAAGCAGACUGUCAAGGCCUUCUGGACCAACGUGUCCAGCAGGGCAGAGGAGAUUGGUCAGGAUGCUCUGUCCAGGAUGCUGGUGGUCUACCCUCAGACCAAGACCUACUUCGCCCACUGGAAGGACCUGAGCCCCGGCUCUGCUCCGGUAAAGAAGCACGGAUUGACCAUCAUGGCUGCAGUCGGUGAUGCUGUGUCCAAAAUGGAUGAUCUGGCAGGUGGACUCCUGAACCUCAGUGAGCUGCACGCCUUCACCCUGAGGGUGGAUCCUGCCAACUUCAAGAUCCUGGCGCACAACAUCCUGGUGGUCUUUGCCAUCAAGCUGCCCGAAGACUUCACCCCUGAGGUCCACGUGGCCAUGGACAAGUUCCUGGCUGCGGUGGCCCGAGCCCUGUCUGAGAAAUACAGAUGAACAGCAAACAGGAGUCCAUGAAGAACAAGGUGAAGGCACCGGAUCCUCUUUGUCAACACAUUGAAU